Molecule: messenger RNA, 600 nt
Organism: Engraulis encrasicolus (European anchovy)
Lineage: Eukaryota; Metazoa; Chordata; Actinopteri; Clupeiformes; Engraulidae
Product: hemoglobin subunit alpha-like
Exons: 3
Coding region: 69-500 (143 amino acids)
Biological process (GO): oxygen transport; hydrogen peroxide catabolic process
Cellular component (GO): hemoglobin complex; blood microparticle; haptoglobin-hemoglobin complex
Molecular function (GO): oxygen binding; oxygen carrier activity; organic acid binding
Source: RefSeq, a predicted model, not a curated record
AGACUGUCCAGUAUCUUUUUUUCGGCAAGUCAUUUUAGACGACGAAAAGAAAUCGAAAAGGCGCGAAGAUGAGUCUCUCAGCCAAAGACAAGGCAGCGGUGAAGGGCUUGUGGGGCAAAAUCUCCGGCAAAUCUGAUGAAAUCGGCAAUGAAGCCCUCAGCAGGAUGCUGGUCGUCUACCCCCAGACCAAGACCUACUUUGCCCAUUGGGCAGAUCUGAGCCCUGGCUCCGCCCCGGUCAGGAAGCACGGAAAGACCAUCAUGGACACUGUGGGAGAUGCCAUUGGCAGCAUUGAUGAUCUGGUCGGAGGCCUUGCCGCCCUCAGCGAACUGCAUGCCUUCAAGCUGCGGAUCGACCCUGCCAACUUCAAGAUCCUGGCUCACUGCCUCAUCGUCGUCAUCGGCGCAAUGUUCCCUGCAGACUUCACCCCUGAGGUUCAGCUGUCUGUGGACAAGUUCUUCCAAAACCUGGCCCUGGCCCUGGCCGAGAAGUACCGCUAAACUGCAGGGCCUUUGCGCCAAUGCGUGUCAGCCACAACGACAUAUACCUCCGCUUGGCACACAUGUCAGCAUCAAAUAAUAAAAACUGAAAUGCACUUAA